GGCAAACAGUGCCAAAUAACCUUGGUGAUGAUAUGAUCGACGAUCGAUCAUUAAUUGCUUAACCACACCUAGUAACGAUCGUAGGCAUAAGUACUCGCGACUUCACUGCGAUAGCUGUCGUCUUUUGUGGUGGAUGCCGUGAACUCUGGUUCUGCUCAUAUCCUCUCGAUAUCACUAAAUAUCUGAUCGCAACCACGCUAGAGUUACUGAACGUGUGCACAGUGGCGCACACCAUAUAUACGCGAUCUUGUAAGUAACCUCUCAGCUCUCUAUAUUUUCACCUUCUGCAGCUUAUAAAGACCUCGUCAUGUCCUAAAUCUCAAGAUACAUCGACGCAUCUCACGCACCUCUCACUGUUACUAGACUUAUUAUCAUUUUCACUUGCAAUUACGAAUUCUGUUUCACUAUGCCUAACUGGACAAUCAUCCCGCCAACCAUGGAUGACCUUGAUCAAGAUUAUUGUCACCCAAUGAUUGUGAAAUUAUUUCGCAUCAUGAAGACCGUUUACGGGCUUUUGGAUCCGCAAAAUGAACCGUCGGGGAUCCAUGAAGGAAAACAUACCGCAACCUUUGGUUAUGAAGAUUCAGAAGAAACCAACGAAUCAUCUGUAUUAUCAAGCCUUUUCAUUCAUUUUAGUCUAUCCAGCCAGACUUCUCCACGCUUUGCUGUCAUAUUACCGUCUAUGCAAAUCGAGGACUUGAUACAAGGAUCACGUAUACCCGUCCCGCCUGAGCUCGUGUCGACCGUGACAGACAUCUGCGAUUUCACCAUUGCGAGGUCUCAGUUCGCCCCAGAUCCAAAUGACCCAGAAUACGAUGUAUAUGAAUCCGGAUACGAAAUAGACGAACCAGAAAGCUACCCUGCGGGUCAGGUGUGGGAACGAGUUCAAAUGCAGAAAUUUCACGAGCUCCUUAUGAACACAGGCCUCAUCGCGAGCACAGACCCUCGCCACAAUCAUCAAUGUGAUCUUUGUCGAUCGGACCUUCUCCAAUGCAAGGUUUGUCUGAAAGUUAUGUGUCCUGCGCGCAACUGCGUUGCAUUUCCUUUAUCUUGCAUGCGCUGGCGGCCAUGUGCCGCAGGACACCGCUGCUGGUACAGCGACAUCUGUAUCGAUUGUGUUGUCGGCGGCACAACCUGUCUAUGCGAUGAAACCUGGACGUGCGACCUCUGCACAAAAAAAGGCGGCUUUUUACGCUGUCUUCGCUGCAACAGGCCAUUUUGCGAUGGAUGCUCGUACCUUGUGGGAUGUCGCGGCUGUAGAGCUUCGAACCUCUGCCACGACUGUGCCGAAGAAGCCCCAGAGAAUGUAGCAAAGGAAAAAUACGUGGAACUCGUCGGCCCGUGCACUAAAUGUAAAACUCCAGUGUGUAAACCCUGUGCGACGGCGGCGGCGGCGGGCACGUAUGUUCACAUAGCUGUUGUUAGUUUCUCAACGGGAUGUGAUUGUAUUAAAUCGUAUAAAUAACGGGGCAACUUGAGGUUGCUGUUGGCUGGGAUUUGUACUUGCAGCCUUGAACUAGAAGAAUACAAGUCAUUUUUGUGUUGGAAUA
Molecule: messenger RNA, 1550 nt
Organism: Suillus subalutaceus
Lineage: Eukaryota; Fungi; Basidiomycota; Agaricomycetes; Boletales; Suillaceae
Exons: 2
Coding region: 407-1465 (352 amino acids)
Source: RefSeq, a predicted model, not a curated record